AUGAACGCCAGCCUGUACCAGAGUCUCCUACCUCAUACUUUCGACUUUUUGACUGACAACUUGGCGCAGCUCGCAAGAAUCGACUACUUUCACCACGUACGCGCAUUCCGAAAGGAGACUAUAACCGUCCUCUCCAUCUUUGGCACUGUAAUAUCUCUUAAAUGGGCUCUCGGUGCAUCCUUCUUCUUCCACACAUACUGUCUUCAUCACAGUAAAAUUCAUCGCUAUAACCACGUUUCCCCCGAUGGUUCGCCCGCAUGGGCUCUAGUAACGGGAGCUGCCGAUGGAAUCGGAUACGAGAUUGUGCGAGAGCUUGCAAGAAAGGGGUUUAACGUUGUGCUCCAUGGCCGGGUCGAACAAGAUCUGCUAGCUGCCAUGAUGCGUGCACACGACGAGUUUCCUGAUCGGAACUUCAAUAUGCUCGUUGCCGAUCCAACUGCCCUUGGUACCAGAGGCUUCUUCUAUAGACAGAGCUACGGGAAUUGGAGAAUGGAACGUAAAUUGGACCUCGAGACCAUAAGGAACGAACUGUCCAAGCUUAACUUGACAGUCUUGGUUAACUGUGCGAAUGCAGAAGCCGGACACACAGACCUUGUACGGAUCCUCGAUGAAAAUGAGAAGUCUAUAUGGAAAUACGUCAACUCUGAUGCUCUUUAUCCAAUACAACUCUUUCGCGCCCUUCUUCCAACACUCAUUGGUAACGCCCCAUCUCUCAUCAUACACGUCACCUCCCUAAGUGACAAAGGCAUCCCACUCAAAAUCGCAACCUCGGCAAGCCGGUCAUUUGUUUCCAGAAUGGCCCAAUCCUCGGCUUUGGAAAUGAAACUCGAGGGCUACGACCUUGAAUCCCUGUGUGUACGGGUGUCACGACGUAUGGGUCAAACACACAGCACUCUUGCUAGGGCAAUCAUUGCGAGAGUCGGUAGUCGCCGGAGUGUUGUUGUCGGUCACUGGUAUCAAUAUCUUUACAAAGGACUAGUCUAUCGGCUUCCUGGAUGGCUAUGGGAUUGGUGGAUCAUACACUGCAUUCGUGGGAAGAGAGAUGGCAUAUCUGAGGGAAGUUAA
Messenger RNA from Fusarium musae, 1065 nucleotides. RefSeq lists its product as uncharacterized. The record is from RefSeq and is a predicted model, not a curated record. The transcript has a single exon. NCBI's taxonomy places the organism in Eukaryota, Fungi, Ascomycota, Sordariomycetes, Hypocreales, Nectriaceae. Gene Ontology annotation, molecular function: oxidoreductase activity. Bases 1 to 1065 code for a protein of 354 amino acids. Gene Ontology annotation, cellular component: endoplasmic reticulum.